Molecule: messenger RNA, 2507 nt
Organism: Gasterosteus aculeatus aculeatus (three-spined stickleback)
Lineage: Eukaryota; Metazoa; Chordata; Actinopteri; Perciformes; Gasterosteidae
Source: RefSeq, a predicted model, not a curated record
AUGGAGCGAGACACGCCAAAAGAGAAGCAGUGUUGCAGUCUGCCCACAGUGAAGAAACUCUUGGAGCGUAAGAGAAGACGCGAGACGUCGUCUGGUCAACCCUGCUGCUCUACGGCCGUCACAAGUCCUGCUCCUCCGACCACUGUCACACAGUCACCUUCAGCAGAACAGUUUACCUGCACAGGGGCUUCGAGCAGCUACUCAGACAUGGCAGUGAGCUAUAAGCAGUGGACUCCGGCAGCAGAACCGGCAGUCGGUUACUACCACGUCCAUCCAGAAACCAGCUACGAUGCCGCCUUCAGCAUCCCAAUGACAUCUGAGUACGGCGCACAGCAGCACGUCCUGGGAUAUGAAGACACAAUGUCUCUGACAUACGAGUGCCCGAUGAGUGCGGCCGCAGAUCCCGGCAUGGCUUCGGCUUGGUCCCAUUUGGGUCCCAAUCCGACCACACAGCUGAGUUUUGGUUCGCCGAUGGACGCCGCUAAGCUGGAAGAGGCCCGGAUGCUGCUGAGCGGGAUGGACAACAGCAGAGCUACUGGGCAGGAUGAAGAUGGAGACACCAUCCUGCACAUCUACACUGCCAAAGGGCUCAGGGAGUGUGCCUUUGCCGCUGCAGAGAGGUUGAGGGAUGUCGGUGGGCUUGAUGCUAAAGAGCACAAGGGAAAGACUGCUUUACUGGUGGCGGUGACAGCAAACCAACCGGGGAUUGUGCAAGAUCUUCUCUCUUUUGGCACGGACAUCAAUGUCUGUGACGUUAAAGGGCAAACUGCCCUUCAUCUGGCUGUCCACUAUGGUCUACCUGGGGUUCUUCAGGUAAUUCUGUCCAGCAGGCCGUCUGUCAACCUGGAGGCUCGCAAUUUUGAGGGUAUGACUCCUCUGCACUGUGCAGCCAUCUCUCACAGUGUCACCGUGAAGGCGUUGUCCAACUGUGGGCAAGCAGAUGUUGGUCUUCGCACCAAGGCUGCGGAGAAGCUGUCCUGCGUGCAGAUGCUUCUCAGCGCCGGGGCGUCGCUCCUCAGCCAGGAAAUCAAAAGUAACAAGACCGUGCUGCACUUGGCAGUAAAGGAGGGGAACAUCGACCUGGUGAAUUAUCUACUGACGAUUCCUAUGCAGAACAUGAAAGACUUUGUCAACUUGAAAGCGCAUGGUCACACAGCUUUGCACAUGGCAGCUGGUCUCCAUGGUAACCCCCACCAGGAGGAGAUACUGCAGCUGCUCCUACGCAGAGGAGCCGACCCCAGCAUCCGCAACCUGGAGAACGACCAGCCAGCUCACCUGCUGCAGAGCGGCCCCCAGGGAGACAAGCUCAAGCUCAUGCUGAAGAAACGAAGUGCUUCCUCUCGUCGGCGUAUCGUGUCCUUGCAGGACCAAGGAUGACACGAAAAUCCCCACUUGUAAUUCCCAUUCGGAUGGAAUGCGUUUUUAAGGAUUUACAGUUUUUUGUUGUGUUGCUUCGGUAAUCUCUGUCUUCUAUAGUGUUCACAACUAUUUCCACUAGAUUAGACAAAUAAUCUGUGUAUACUUUACCUGGCAUUUAGUGUCUGUAAUUUAUUUAUCUUAGCAUUGGGCGAAUUGUUCAUGUGUAGGCAAAGCAUUUCAUUCCAUAAAACAUUUUAAUCCAAGUAUAUAUUUUUGUCAAAAAGGGCAUUUAACUUUUUUUAAAUGAAAACCUUUAAACAAACAAAAAUGAAGAGGCAAAAAUCAGAGGAUGAAGACACCAGUGCAGAAUAGUAUUCCUUUUCCUGACAGGUUACAGUUUAAUGUUGAUUUCCAUGAAAUCGUUGGUAAAACAAGACAAUGUUAAUAAUGCCUUUAAAUAAGAAUGACAUAAUUUAACUGUCAGUCUGUAUGCAUCAUACUUACAUGAGUAACAUCAAGUACAACUUUUCUGGGAAAAUGAACUUGACUAUGUAAAACAAGUAUGUAUUGAAACUGGUUGUGGCAAAGAAUGUAUCACAGAGACCUUACGUGGGUAAGUGUGCUGAGAAAUUGUCUGACUAGCUGUACAUUUUAGUCAUGAGUCAUGACUAAAAGCACAGAAAGACUUGUGACUAAAGCUCCGUCUAAAUGCUUUGAUGUUCAAAUUUACACCAUCCCACUAGAGGACUACUAGGAAAGUGUCCGGAGGAUUUUAUUUUUCAAGCCAAGUGUCAACUGAGGUUUCUUCCAUUGUAAUUAACCAUAGUGGGAGGGGAAACUGUUUUUUUGUGUGUGAUUUAUUUGGUUUCAAUCUGCCUCUGACAUAUGAGUCGUCUGCUUAAGAAGUUGUAAUUCUUGUAAAGCACACCGUGAAGAUUAAUCUCAAAAUAACAGCCUAAUAAUACUAUUACACAUAAGAUGAUUGUCAAAGAAAACACUGAUAAAAUCAUCUGGAGUAGAAGACCUUUAUUUGAAAGGGUCCCAUUUUUUCACAGGUAUUCAUUUGAUUUGUAAUGCCUUUGCCUUUACAUUAAAGCAGAACAAACGCAAUCACUGUAUCACAUUGAUUAAAUAAUUAUUCAACUCAA